CUAGUAGCUUUAAAUACAGCCACCAUUGUUUCAAUUUGCUGUCUCUCCGCAUAGCUCAAAAACACACACUCACAAGAACACGCAUUCUCUCUCUCUCUCUCUCUCUCUCUGAUUCUAAACCCUAGAGAGAGAAAGAAAGAGAUUCAUAGCACAAAGGGGUUUAUAUUCAGAUCAAUCUCGAUCGUCGAUUUUCUUUCCUUUGAUUCGGAAAUGGAUCUUCCAAGCCUCGCCGUGAUUCUCCAAGCUGCUCUGAGCCCCAAUCCCGAUGAACGUAAAGCCGCCGAGCAAAGCCUCAAUCAGUUUCAAUACACGCCUCAGCAUUUGGUGAGGCUAUUGCAAAUCAUUGUGGACAAUAAUUGUGACAUGGCGGUGCGCCAAGCCGCUAGCAUUCAUUUCAAGAACUUCAUCGCGAAGAACUGGGCGCCUCACGAUCCGGAUGAGCAGCACAAGAUUUUGCCGGCUGAUAAAGACAUGGUGAGGGAUCAUAUUCUAGUGUUUGUAACCCAACUUCCUCCUCUGUUGAGGGCACAGCUAGGUGAAUGCCUCAAGACGCUUAUUAAUUCUGAUUACCCCGAACAGUGGCCACGCCUUCUGGACUGGGUGAAGCAUAACUUACAAGAUCAACAAGUCCAUGGAGCUUUGUACGUGUUGCGGAUUCUUGCUAGAAAAUACGAGUUCAAAUCUGAUGAGGAGAGAACACCGGUUUAUCACAUUGUUGAGGAGACAUUCCCUCAUCUGCUUAAUAUAUUCAACAGGCUUGUCCAGAUUGUCAACCCACCAUUGGAUGUAGCAGAUCUGAUCAAGCUUAUUUGUAAAAUAUUUUGGUCAUCCAUAUAUUUGGAGAUUCCAAAGCAGCUAUUUGAUCCAAAUGUCUUCAAUGCGUGGAUGAUUCUUUUCUUAAAUAUGUUGGAGAGUCCCGUUCCCUUGGAAGGGCAGCCUGCUGAUCCCGAGCUUAGGAAAUCAUGGGGAUGGUGGAAGGUCAAGAAAUGGACGAUUCACAUUUUAAAUAGGCUGUACACACGUCUUAUUUUACUCAGGUUUGGAGAUUUGAAACUUCAAAACCCAGAAAACAAAGCUUUUGCUCAAAUGUUUCAGAAGAACUAUGCUGGAAAGAUCUUGGAGUGUCACAUUAAUUUGCUGAAUGUGAUUCGUGUUGGUGGCUAUUUACCCGACAGAGUUAUCAACCUUAUUCUUCAGUACCUAAGCAACAGUAUCUCAAAGAAUACCAUGUAUACUCUGCUCCAAUCCCGACUUGAUAGUCUUCUUUUUGAGAUAGUGUUCCCCCUUAUGUGCUUCAAUGACAAUGAUCAAAAGCUCUGGGAUGAAGACCCACAUGAGUAUGUGAGGAAGGGCUAUGAUAUCAUUGAAGAUUUAUACAGUCCGAGGACUGCUGCCAUGGAUUUUGUUAGUGAGUUGGUUAGAAAGCGUGGAAAAGAAAAUCUUCACAAGUUUAUUCAAUUUAUCGUGGGAAUUUUUAAGAGUUAUGAUGAAGCACCAGUAGAGUACAAACCCUACAGACAGAAAGAUGGUGCUCUUCUUGCUAUUGGAGCUCUUUGUGAUAAAUUGAAGCAAACUGAACCUUAUAAGUCCCAACUUGAGCCUAUGUUAGUGCAACAUGUUUUCCCUGAGUUCAAUAGUCCUGUUGGGCAUCUUAGGGCCAAGGCCGCAUGGGUUGCAGGACAGUAUGCCCAUAUAAACUUUGCGGACCAGAACAAUUUCCUUAAAGCUUUGCACAGUGUUGUAUCUGGGAUGCGAGAUUCAGAACUUCCCGUUCGUGUUGAUUCUGUUUUUGCAUUGCGUUCUUUUGUUGAAGCUUGCAGAGAUUUGAAUGAAAUCCGUCCAAUUCUUCCUCAACUCCUUGAUGAGUUCUUUAAACUUAUGAAUGAGGUUGAGAAUGAGGACCUUGUCUUUACUUUGGAGACUAUAGUGGACAAGUUUGGGGAGGAGAUGGCACCUUAUGCUCUUGGGUUAUGCCAGAAUUUGGCAGCUGCAUUUUGGAGGUGUAUGAACACAGCUGAAGCUGAAGAUGAAGCUGAUGAUCCUGGUGCUUUGGCUGCAGUUGGAUGUUUGCGUGCCAUUAGCACAAUUCUUGAAUCAGUGAGCAGGCUUCCUCACCUUUUUGUCCAAGUUGAGCCAACUUUGCUCCCUAUAAUGCGUAGAAUGUUGUCAAGUGAUGGCCAAGAGGUUUUUGAAGAAGUUUUGGAAAUUGUGUCAUAUAUGACUUUCUUUUCUCCGACAAUUUCUAUGGACAUGUGGAGUCUGUGGCCAUUGAUGAUGGAAGCAUUGGCAGACUUUGCUAUUGACUACUUUCCAAAUAUUCUGGUUCCUUUGGAUAAUUACGUAUCCAGAGGAACUGCACAUUUCCUCGCUUGUAAAGAGCCAGAUUACCAGCAAAGCCUUUGGAGUAUGAUUUCAUCUAUCAUGGCAGAUAAAAAUAUGGAGGACAAUGAUAUCGAGCCAGCUCCAAAGCUCAUUCAAGUACUCUUCCAAAACUGCAAAGGGCAAGUGGAUCAAUGGGUUGAGCCAUAUCUUAGAGCCACGGUUGAGCGGUUGCGUCGGGCUGAGAAGUCAUACCUGAAAUGUCUUCUUAUUCAAGUGAUUGCGGAUGCUCUUUACUACAAUGCCUCUUUGACUCUCAGUAUAUUACAAAAGCUAGGUGUUGCGACUGAAAUCUUUAAUCUUUGGUUCCAGAUGCUGCAACAAGUUAAGAAGAGUGGUUUACGUGCUAAUUUUAAAAGGGAACAUGAUAAGAAGGUUUGCUGCUUGGGAUUGACAUCACUCCUGUUGCUUCCAGCUGAUCAAUUGCCAGCUGAAGCUUUGGGGCGUGUUUUCAAGGCAGCACUUGAUCUCUUAGUUGCGUACAAAGAUCAAGUUGCAGAAGCUGCAAAGGAAGAAGAAGCUGAAGAUGAUGAUGAUGGUAUGGAUGGUUUUCAAACUGAUGAUGAAGAUGAUGAUGGCGAUGGAUCUGACAAGGAAAUGGGAGUCGAUACUGAGGAUGGGGAUGAAGCUGACAGCGUUAGACUUCAAAAGUUGGCUGAACAGGCGAAGGCUUUCCGGCCGAAUGACUCGGAUGAUGAUGACUCGGAUGAUGACUACAGUGAUGAUGAAGAAUUGCAAUCGCCCAUUGAUGAAGUGGACCCUUUUAUUUUCUUUGUGGAUUCAAUCAAAGCCUUGCAAGCAUCAGAUCCAUUGAGGUUCCAGAACCUUACGCAGACACUUGACUUUCACUAUCAGGCCCUUGCCAAUGGUGUUGCCCAGCACGCUGAACAGAGAAAAGUGGAAAUUGAAAAGGAAAGAAUGGAGAAGGCAGCAGCUACUGUUGCUUCUUAAGAUUUUGAUGUCUUGCUGGGGCUAAAAUUUUGCUUUGCAUAUUACAUUCAAGCGGUAAUGGUUUAGAGACAGAGGGUUGUUUGCCACUCUCUGGGAGCAUUUGGUUGGUUCAAUGAUCAUAGAGGUCGGUGAGCCCCAUUGAAGUUUAAAGUUCUUGGAGCUUUGCGUGUCCAAGUUCCCAUUGAUAUACAGAGCAUGGGAUUAGUGCAAUCCGGAACUAGUCCAUUGUUCAAUCCCAGGUUCAAGUUGUAGUCUGUCUGGUGAGUCUGGCAAUUCUAUGGCAGAAAUAUGCCUGUCUUGACCAGCCUUGUUGUCCUUUCCUCCUUUGUCUCAUGUUGGUCACCAUUUCUUUGAGUUGAAAAAUCCUCUUCCAGGAUUUAUUUGUUUAGAGAAACCCUAGGAUCCGCUCUCUUGGCUUGAGAGCAGUAGGGGUUUCAUGCAUACAGGUCUGUAAUAUUUCUUUCAAUUUCUUGCGGAUGGGCAAUUAAGUGGGGUGGUAUGAGUAUGACCACCAAAAAUUUUCCCCUUUUUUUUCCCUCUUGUUAGGUAUAUAGAGUCCUACGAUAUUGGUUCAAAUAUUGGUUUAUUUGGGUUUUGGAGUUUGGGUUGAUUGCACAGGGCUUCUGAGGGUAGCUUGCUGCUGAUUGUAAAACAGUUCACUUUAUUCUUUAUACAAUGUGGAUUCACGAGAGGAAAUCUGUCAUCA
Molecule: messenger RNA, 4036 nt
Organism: Quercus robur (English oak)
Lineage: Eukaryota; Viridiplantae; Streptophyta; Magnoliopsida; Fagales; Fagaceae
Product: importin beta-like SAD2
Exons: 22
Coding region: 211-3330 (1039 amino acids)
Biological process (GO): protein import into nucleus
Cellular component (GO): cytosol; nuclear envelope
Molecular function (GO): small GTPase binding
Source: RefSeq, a predicted model, not a curated record